Molecule: messenger RNA, 1005 nt
Organism: Funneliformis geosporum
Lineage: Eukaryota; Fungi; Glomeromycota; Glomeromycetes; Glomerales; Glomeraceae
Source: the annotation of a GenBank genome assembly
AUGUCUUCCCAAGAAACGAAAGAACAAGCUACAAAGAGCUUUUCAGAAGUUUUUCCCAUUCUCACCGAAGAAUUUUUGACGGAAAAUUUUUAUCAUAAUGUUCCCGGAGGAAAGAUGAAUAGAGGAUUAUCUGUCGUUGAUACACUCAAGAUCUUAAAGAAUGAUCAAUUAACCGAAGAAGACCUUUUUAAAUCUCGAGUUUUGGGAUGGUGCGUCGAGAUGCUUCAAGCAUUCUUUCUCGUUGCUGAUGACAUCAUGGAUGCAUCGUACACACGUCGUGGAAAUCCAUGUUGGUACAAAAUGGAAGGCGUUGGUCUGAUUGCGAUUAAUGACUCAUUCAUUCUGGAGUCUGCUAUUUAUUUUUUUUUGAAAAAGUAUUUCCGUCAAGAUCCAUAUUACAUUGAUUUGGUUGAAUUGUUUCAUGAGAUCACAUUUGAAACCGAAUUAGGACAACUUUUGGAUUUAACAAUUGCCCCCGAAGAUAAUAUUGAUUUGAAUAGAUUUUCAAUUGAUAAAUACCAAUCCAUUGUACUUUAUAAAACUGCUUUUUAUUCAUUUUACCUUCCAGUUGCACUUGCAAUGCACAUGGCUGGAAUUAAAAAUGAAAAGGCUUUUAAAGCGGCAAAAGAGAUUUUGUUACCAUUGGGCGAAUAUUUUCAAAUUCAAGAUGAUUACCUUGAUUGUUUUGGAGAUCCAAAAUAUACAGGAAAGAUCGGAACCGAUAUCCAAGAUAAUAAAUGCUCUUGGUUAGUUAAUCAAGCAUUAGCAAAAGUUUCCUCUGAACAACGUAAAUUAUUAGAAGAAAAUUAUGGAAAGAAAAAUCUAGAGAAUGUUGCAAUUAUUAAACAAAUUUAUAAGGAUCUAGAACUUGAGAAAUUAUAUAAGGAAUAUGAGGAACAAUCUUUUAAUAAAUUAAACGAUUUGAUUUCACAAUUAGAUGAUUCCCUUAUUAAUCGUCAAGUAUUUAUUACUUUUAUGAAUAAGAUUUAUAAGAGAACUAAAUAA